AUGUGUGGCCAAUUUUCACAAUCAGCUGUUAGAAGGGAAGAUCUUAAAACAUCCGUUAAACGUAUUGAUGUAAUUCAAUUUGAUCAAGGGCAUGUACUGGGCAAUGAGAACAACAAGAGACUCCUAAUAACUUUUCUUUGUGAGGCCUUACAGAAAGAGGAAGUAGAAGUGGCUGUUGUCGAAGAAGAUGCGGAUCGAGUGAUGGUCAUGACGGCGUUUUCAAAAAGAGUAGUAGCCGAUCGGGUAGUCAUAGUGGGAGAAGACAUCGACCUGUUCAUUCUUCUCAAUGGUUUAGGCGCUGAAGAAACAAACGUCUGCCCUCAGAAUAACAUGAGAGGCGAAACUGGUUGUUGUCACUACUCUAUGACCUACUACAACCACCAUGACUCCCAGCGAUCACCAGGGACAGUACUAUUCACCCACGCGUUUGCCGGGUGCGAUACCACCUCAGCACCGUUUGGCCACGGAAAGACCAAAAUCACCACACCCCUGAGCAAGAGUGAACCACUUACUGAGCAAGUGGAGGUCCUCCUUCGGCAAGACUUCACCCCACAAGCCGUGAGAGAAGCAGGCAUCAAAUGCGUUGUGGCUCUAUAUGGGGGUGAAAUCGCGAGGGAUAAUUUGGAUUUCCUGAGGUAUAAGACGUUUGUUACUUCAACGAGCAUAAACCUCAACCGUUUUGCCACCGACGGAAGAUGCCGCAGGCCACCAUGCAGCAAGGUGCUACCUCCAAGUGCAUAA
Messenger RNA from Psylliodes chrysocephalus, 741 nucleotides. Lineage: Eukaryota; Metazoa; Arthropoda; Insecta; Coleoptera; Chrysomelidae. The record is from the annotation of a GenBank genome assembly.